Monascus purpureus is the source of this 3088-nucleotide messenger RNA. Lineage: Eukaryota; Fungi; Ascomycota; Eurotiomycetes; Eurotiales; Aspergillaceae. The record is from the annotation of a GenBank genome assembly.
CUUUCGACAAGGUCAGCACCAGAGGCCGUGGCGACGGUCGAGAGAAUUCUCCGAAAUUAUUUGAUCCAUCUGUCGCUCUUUAUAGAAAGAGAGGGCUAAAAUCCAACCCCCCCCCUUUUGGUACCAAGUUCAAUUUACAACGACCAAAAGAGAAAAAGAGAUAACCAAACGUCAAGCAAAUGGGCAAGAAAUCCUCUCGGCCACCGGCCUCGAAAGUCUCCUCUGCCGCAUCUCCGGCCGUCUCUGGUCUCACAUAUACGGGAAACAAGUCGUCCGUGCUACGGGCGUCGUUUGCGCCGUUCGAGUUUCAAUUGGCACUUUUUGCGUCGGUCAUCCAGGGUCUUGGUGCGCAGCAGCUUCGUAUUCAUGACACCAAUACCGGGCGGCUGGUGUGCGAGCAUGAGUUGGGACCCAGAGAGAUUGUGACGUCGUUAGAUUGGGGGUAUUAUUCUGUCAGUGGAGGCAAGCAAAAAGAGAAACAGUCGAAGAGAAAGCGAAAGCGCCAUUCCGAUGUCAAUGGUUUUGAUCAGGGAGAUGUCGUGGUCGCGUUUGGGACGAACACCUCAGAUAUUCGGAUGUAUUCUCCCACGGAGGAUAAGAUCGUUGGCACACUUUCGGGCGCUCAUGAAAACGGUGUAAAGGAUUUCAAGUUCACUUCUCAGAGGCCUGGUGAAGAGGGCUGGAGUAUUGGAGGCGAUAACAGGCUCGUACAAUGGGAUCUGCGAACUGGACAGAGCUUAAGAACUAUCAAUCUACCUGCUACCUCAACAUUCACGACGCUCUCCCGCCCUCUACCUUCAAACCCGCCUGUUAUUUGCGCUUCGCAAACACCCUAUAUAAUCGAUGUCGACGAAACCGGUGAAUCGCCCCUGUCAUUCCCUGCCAUGCGCAAUCCAAUCCACACUAUUAUUUCAUCAUCCACGAGCUCCGCCACGGAGGGAGUGUUCCUUGUCUCUGACAAUGAGCGCUACAUCAAUGCCUUCGACCCUCAGACGCAGAAACUUGUCAUGAACUUGGUUGUGGAGAAAGAAGUAUCCGCAUUGUCACUAUAUUCAGGCCUGACAAAACCAAGAGGUGGACAAACCCUGCCUUUGGAGAAGCAGGUUCUUGCUGUUGUGACCGAUGACGGCACGGUAGAGCUCUUCACCAAGCCGUUUUCCUACUCGAAGGACUCACAAGCUUCGAAGACUGUCAGCUUGAAGGCAAGAGGGAGGCAAAUGACCAGGAGGGCUGAUGCGUCAGUCAAGGUUCUCCGAUCCGAAAAUUCAGAGGCACUGGUGCCUGUGGUAACUGCUGCGUUCGAGGGCUCUGAAUUGGUCAUCGCAUGGGCUGAUGGAGGUGUCAUCCCGGUAUUCGAACGGAUUAAAUGGCUCGACGACAACACUGAGGAACUUUCCUUUACCGGAACGAAAAAUGUAAUAAGGACCAAAUCGGGCUCAGCGCUUGGCUCGGUAACUGUCAACGGGACGAAGAGCGCCGAAGAAAGCCACGUCAACGAAUCUAGGGCUGUAGUAGAACAGGGCAAUCUUGCAGAAGAGGACAUCGAGAUGCAAGAUUCAAGACAGGCCGCUGCCUCGCUAGCCGACAGUGAAGAUGACUCGGAUGAAGAUCGUGAAGCCGAUAAGCCGAAUGAGAAGGCCGGUGGAUCCCGAAAACAGGAAGACGCCGACAGCGACGUGGAGAUGCAAAAUGCAGCGGAUGAAAAGGAAGAGGAUGGAGAUGAAACGGGAGAGCCCUCAUUCGGCGAACUUCUUCGGGCUCAUGCAUCGGAAGAAAUCGACGUCGAAGCCGGACUGGAAGAUGAAGUCCGCAUUGGACCGCUUGCGCCAGGAAAAUCGAAUACAGCAGUCCACCAGAUCCCUUCUGGGGUUUCACUUGCCACAGUUCUCACGCAGUCCCUCAAGACCAACGACAACGCGAUGCUUGAGUCUUGCUUCCACACCGGCGAUCUUUCCAUUAUCCGGACAACAAUCCAACGUCUCGACUCAUCUCUUGCAGCGACACUACUCCAGAAGCUCGCUGAACGUCUUUCCUCUCGCCCAGGCCGUUACGGACAUCUCCUUAUCUGGGUACAAUGGACAUGUGUGGCACAUGGAGGCGCACUGGCCGGGAAGCCAGAUCUCCUGAAACGUAUGACCACCCUCUUCAAAGUCAUGGACCAGCGCUCAUCGAGCCUGCCAUCCCUUCUUCUACUCAAGGGCAAACUCGACAUGCUCGACGCCCAAUUGGGACUCAGGCAGUCCAUCCGCAGCGGCGCGGAGGGUGCAGACAGCGAAGACGAAGAACAUGUAAUCUAUGUAGAAGGGGAAGAUGAUGAAGAGGACGUCGAGGACGAGGAUAGCGAGGCAGACGCGAACCCCAACCGCAAGACAUCCGUUACACCAAUCACUCCACGGACCAAGACGAUACGCAACCAGGCAACGGACGAAGACGAAUCAAUGAUGAACGGCAUCGGCGACGACUCCGACAACGACGAAGAGGAAGAGGAAGAUGAUGAUGAGGCUGAAGACAGCGAGGACGAAAAUGAUGUUACCCUCCUUGACACCGAGGCCGAAGAAUCGGUCGGCUCGUCUGACGCCGAAGAAUCCCUGGAAGAGAAUGAGGAUGAUGAGGAUGACGAGGACGAAGAUAGUGCCGGUUCUAUGGUGGACUUUAUCGCCGAUACCGAAGAUGAAAGCCAGUCUGAAGACGAGGAACGGUCUGCGCCUCCAUCUAAGAAGGUAAAGGUACAUGGUAACAAUGGCACAAGGGGGAAAUCAAGGAGGUAGACGUGCAUAUCUGGAAAACUUCUCUUUUAAAACUGUAUUCUUUUGGGUGGGGGGGAGGGUGAUUGCCUGAAUCUCAUUUCUGAAUGAGAGCAAAAUGUUUCCUUUUUUUGUUUAUUCCGUAGGGAGAAUGGGGAAUAAAUAUAUUGUUGUUUUCCUACUGUCUUAAUCUGCUAGCGUACGUAUACUGGGAUGAGGUGCAUUUCUCAUAUUGGCAUCCAUCGAUGUUUUCUCUACUAUUGGAAUCAAAUCAAAGAAGCUUGGCAUAUGGACAACCUCAGUGAAAACUUUUCAAUUAUUGAUAACCAUUUGUGGAUAUAUAU